Rhodamnia argentea is the source of this 2270-nucleotide messenger RNA. RefSeq names its product 50S ribosomal protein L1. The coding region runs from base 160 to 1518 and encodes 452 amino acids. The transcript is spliced from 11 exons. The record is from RefSeq and is a predicted model, not a curated record. NCBI's taxonomy places the organism in Eukaryota, Viridiplantae, Streptophyta, Magnoliopsida, Myrtales, Myrtaceae.
AAACACUAGAAAUGGGAAAAUCAUCUUCUCCAGCGAAAAACAAAAACCCCUGUCCGGUUUCUUCUAAAACCCUGGCGGCCUCGUCUGCUACUCCCAGAGUGUCCCAAGUGGAAGUGCAUGUCGGCCGUCGCGACGUAGGCUAGAGUCCCGCCAUAGCCCAUGGCCUCGCUGAAGCUCCUGCUCUCCCGUGCUCGCCGCCAUUGCCUCUCCAACCCGGCCUCCACCUCCUCCUGCUCUUCUCCUCUCCACCAUCUCCCCAAGUACUUCUCCUCCUCUUCGUCCUCCUCGCCAUCGGAAUCGCAACCCUCCCCAAACGACGACGGCGCUCCCGAACCGCCGGAGCGGCGGCUGCGGCGGCCCCAGCCCGUGCCCAUCCAACCCGUCUCUUACGCCGCCAAGCCCAAGGAAGUCCCGCCCCCUUCUCCAGAAACUCCAGCUCAACACGAUGCUCAGGCCCCACCGCCGCCGCCCCGCGAGGCGCCGAUCCGGGAGGCUCGGGCGCGUUGGACCCGAGAGGACAUCCGUUACAUGAAGGACGCACCCUCGAUAUCCCCCGUGUCGUACCCGAUGCGCGUGGCGCCGCUUCCGGAGGAUAGGGCGUCGGAAGAUGCGGCGGUAGAGGGGGCGGAGGCGGAGAAGGGGAAUGAGGGGAGAGAGAAGAUGGAGGUCGAGAGGAGGCGGAACGAGGCAGCUAAUCAAGCGGCCGUGAUAAGGAGGAGGAGAUUGUCGCGGGUGUUGGAGGAGGAGGAGCAGGCGAUGGUGCCGUUCCCGAUGAUAAUUAAGGCUGAGAAGAGAGAGAGCAAGGCUGUUUACGAUUUGGCCGAGGCGAUCCGGCUUGUCAAGUGUGAUAUGACAGAGGCUAAUGCACGGGCAAAAUUUGAUGAAACCAUUGAAGCUCAUGUAAGGUUGGGCAUUGAGAAAAAGCGAAGUGACUUGAUAGUUCGGGGUAGCUUGGUUUUACCUCAUGGCAGUGGGAUGAAGGUUUCCAAGGUAGCUUUCCUGGGUGAGGGGGCAGAUGCUGAUGAAGCUAGAGCAGCUGGUGCUGAUAUAGUUGGUGGUCCUGAACUUGUUGAGAAGAUUGCUAAUAGUGGCGGCAAGUUUGAUGUACAAAAGUGUUUCACAACUCCGGGAUUCAUGCCCCAAGUCCUAAAGAUUGCGAAGGUUCUAAAACCUCUGGGUUUGCUGCCAAAUGCCAAACAAGGUACCUUGGUCAGUGAUGUUGCCCGAGCCGUGAGGGAGGCAAAGCAAAGUAACGUUGACUUUAAAAUGGACAAAACAUCUAUUGUGCAUGUCGGACUUGGGAAGGCGAGCUUAUCAGAUGAUGAUUUACGUGAGAAUAUAGGUGCUUUUGUGAAUGCACUUUUGCAUGCGAAACCUGCAGGGCUGAAGAAAACUUCCAAAUAUGCUGGCUAUGUGAACUCUUUCCACAUAUGCGGCACGAUGGGACCUGGAUUCUCUGUUUCAAUACAAUCACUAUCAAAAGCUGCGGAUCACUAUACCAAAGUUAGUCUGAGCUGAUGUUGCCUAUCGCGAACUCCUCAAUCAUUUUUUCUUUUGAUGAAGUGCUGGGGCUUCCACAAGAUUCAUUGUGCUUAGGUUAUUUCGGUUGUGCUUCCUCUCUCUAUUAUGUCCUGGGAGAUGGUUUAUUAAUGCAUUUCCCUUCAGCAAAAAUUUCCAUGGGACUAUGAUAGAAUGGUCACUUGAGAUGGUAUCUUGUUCUUGUAGUCAUGUUGCUCUUGCAGUUUAUCUAUUGGAUUUAGCAAUAAGCAUUUGGCAUUGGAGAUUGAUCAAUUAAACGGGUGAUGCUCUUUGAUUGAGAAGAGUAUGAAAUGAUAACCCCUCCAGCUGAGGCAGAUGCAUGUGAGCGGAAGGUUGUACGUGCAACAUGUAGAGUGUUCUUUACUUUCCUGCUCGUUUUUAGUUCUUUUUAUUUUUUAUUGGUUUGUGCCUCUUAUGAAUUCCCGAGUCACUUUGCAGUAUGCAACAGCCUUGAUCUCUUGUAUUGAUUCUUCUGCUCUUGCAAGCGUUAUGUGUUGAUCUCCUUUUUCCAGCAUCAUCGUGAAAGGAGGACCAAAUUGGCGAGUGCCCGAGUCUGAAUCACAAAUUGUAGUUCUUUUUUUUUGGGCAAAGAGGCACAAAAUAGAGUUGAGAGUGGAGUUUUUAAUGCAUUGAGUUUUUGCCUCAUGUAUAAUCAAUGCCUUGAUAAUCGAAACAUUUCUCAUUAAAUUCGCUUUACAUGUGAAUCGAAGAUAUUACUUCUCCAUUUCAUU